Poecilia reticulata (guppy) is the source of this 4085-nucleotide messenger RNA. It is a transcript of the gene nck2a, whose product is annotated as NCK adaptor protein 2a. Gene Ontology annotation, biological process: ephrin receptor signaling pathway; cell migration. NCBI's taxonomy places the organism in Eukaryota, Metazoa, Chordata, Actinopteri, Cyprinodontiformes, Poeciliidae. Gene Ontology annotation, molecular function: signaling adaptor activity; receptor tyrosine kinase binding. The record is from RefSeq and is a predicted model, not a curated record. Gene Ontology annotation, cellular component: cytoplasm.
GGAAGUGCGUAGUUCGCCCUAGCUAGCUUGAAAGAAGUGCUCGAGGUGGAGGCAGUGAGCCUGCGAAGGAAAAACAAGCGAGGACAGGUCGGGCGCUACAUGCCCAGCCCGUGUUUUAAAAGAAGGAAAAUUAGUCAAAGUGGAGGAUAUGUGGAUGUGAGUGAGGUUUUCGUCACUUUCACGCGGGCUCAGUUACUUAUUGUUUGGCUCUCGGGCUGUGGCUGUGGCGUGUCGCUGUUUGCCCAUUCUCACUGGAGUGAACACUAAGGAGGACUCCAUGAAAGAUGACAGAGGAGGUGAUUGUUGUAGCCAAGUGGGACUACAUAGCCCAGCAGGACCAGGAACUUGACAUCCGUAAAAACGAGCGCCUCUACCUCCUCGACGACUCGAAGACGUGGUGGCGCGUCCGCAACACCGCCAACCAGACGGGCUACGUGCCGUCGAACUACGUGGAGCGCAAGAACAGCCUGAAGAAAGGCUCUCUGGUGAAGAACAUCAAAGACACCCUGGGUUUGGGGAAGGGUAAGAGGAAGACAAGUGCGCGCGAUGCCUCCCCUACGCCGAGCUCAGACACAGAGUACCCUUCCAAUGGCAGCGGGGGUGGAGGUGUGGUCAGCGCCGCGGAGAGGAUCUAUGACCUCAACAUCCCUGCUGUGGUCAAGUUUGCGUACACAGCAGAGAGAGAAGAUGAGCUAACUCUGCUCAAAGGCUCCAGGGUGGUCGUCAUGGAGAAGUGCAGCGACGGCUGGUGGCGUGGCAGUCAGGCCGGCCGCGUCGGCUGGUUCCCCUCCAAUUACGUCCAGGAGGAGCUCAUGGGAGUGGAUGACGGAGACGGGGAUUCCCCGCGGGCUUACCUCAGCGGGACUCUGCUGGCCAACGGCCGCGCCGGCGGCCGAGGCGUCGUCCUCCACCUGGUCCAAACGCUCUACCCCUUCAGCUCGACGACCGAGGAGGAGCUGAACUUUGAAAAGGGAGAAAUCAUGGAGGUGAUAGAGAAGCCGGAGAACGACCCAGAGUGGUGGAGGUGUAAGAACUCUCGUGGCAUCGUGGGCCUGGUGCCUAAGAACUAUGUGGUGGUAAUGGACGAGCGACCCGGCCCGCCCUCCACCACGUCGGGCUCCCCUCAGAGCCGCUAUGUGGGACCGGCGCGCUCGGGGAGGUUCGCCGGCAGGGACUGGUACUACGGCAACAUCACCAGACACGAGGCCGAGUGCAUACUCAACGAGCGGGGAGAGGAGGGCGACUUCCUCAUACGAGACAGCGAGUCAUCGCCCAGUGAUUUCUCCGUGUCCCUGAAGGCGGUGGAGAAAAACAAGCACUUUAAAGUGCAGCUGUCAGACGGGGUGUACUGCAUCGGCCAGCGCCGGUUCCACUCCAUGGACGAACUAGUGGAGCAUUACAAGAAGGCCCCCAUCUACACAAGCGAUCACGGAGAGAAGCUGUACCUGGUGAAGGCGCUGCUGUGAUCUACACAUCUACACUGGAUCUCUCUCAUACAAACACACACACACACACACACACACACGAUCCCCGACUGUCUUAACCCAAGCCUUAGCUCUGGACCCCUCCCGCUGUGGCGUCUGUACCACAUCUAGAUCCUCAGAUCUCCUGGAUUUUUUUUCCAAGCAAAAACCAGACGAACUUUUUUUUUUUUUUUUUCCUAGCUCGUUUUUUUGCAGACGACCCUCAGACAGCCAUCACUGAGCCACACGGCGAACACAGCGUGUACCGAGCCUCUAUUACCUUGGAUGUGCUAACAUGCAGUGACCACAUUUUGCUGCUAACAGAACGCCCGAGGCCUUGUCGGGGGGUUGAGCGCUCCCUCUGAUGUCAUACGUAACGUCUACUUACUAGCACGCACAUUGUAAGUUCCACCGUUGCUCUUAACUCACCCAGGACAGAACCGACGUUCUUACCGGUUCAGAGAUGGACUCGGACCUCAGUGGGACCUAACUCUGUCACGUCUAAUCGCAGCCCACGUUUCAUUUUAGUCCAUCGCGACCCACUUGUUAGUGAACUCACGUUGUUGUUGUUAUUUUUUUUUAAAGCCUAUUUAAAUUUGUUCAAGUUUUGUAGUUACUUUUUCACAAAGUGACCAGAAUCACUUUUGCCUUUUUUUUUUUUCUUCAAAUUUUCACCAUUCCUCCACCCACUUGUUUUUGUUUUUUUUUUUUUAACGCCACUUUUUUCUGUUUCUGCCGAACAGUCAAUUGCUAGUGAUACUUUAAAUGUGGACAACAACACUCACUGUAGUAUUUCUACCAGGCGGUGCAAUAGAGGAGACCUCAGAGUUCCUGUAGAGUUUGAAUGUUGAUCCAUGUAACCAAACGUGCCACCCUGUACCCGUUUACUACUGGCUCCAGGUCUGCACUGCACUCUCAGAUUAACCCACGGCUCAGUGCUCAUGCUUUAUAUUGUGUCGAGUUGAACGUGUUAUUACCGUUCUGUUCUCCAGUACGUGUCUGUAGCUACAUGAGGAAGAACAACAAUAAAAUCUUUUUUUGUUUGUUUGUUUGUUUUGGGAAGGCUUCCUGAGUAACUACACUGUUUCUGUAAUGGCGAUGCUGUUUGGGGGGGAAAAAAGAAGGAAAGAAAGAAAGUACCUCUUCUGAUGGUAUCUUUGUGAUUACAAAUAACUUUGCAGGAAAUGUAUAUUGAUGACUAAUCAGUAAUUAAAUGAAACCCCUAUUUGAACAGAAGUCUAUUUAGGGAUGGGUAUUUUAGAGCUCUAUCUUUAUAAAUCAAAGGAAUUUCAUAUAUUAGCACCUCCAAAAACAGUUUUUUUUUUUUUUAAUUCCUUCCCAAAAGGUUAACCCCUGGUUAGCGGCUACUUCAGCUCUGUUAGGCCUGAAUAUUUAAAACUAGUUAAGACAUAUUAAAGUCGCAGACACCUGAUUGUAAAAUUAGUGUCGAUUUGCUGUAUUUAGACAUUCUGGAUGCUUCUCAUUUAUUGGCACCGCUGCUUAAGAUGUGUAAAAAGGAAAAUAAAUCAUCUUUCAAAGGUGAGGGUUUAUUUUUACCUCACUUACUAUCCCACUAGGUGUGACUGAUGGAGAUGAACUCUUGCCCCUCAUGUCUUUGUGUUUGUCAUGGUUCGUUUUUUUUUUAUCACUUCUCUCAGUCUCUCUAUGGUCACAUUUUGGUGAGUGGCUUUUUGGUUAUUUGUUGCAUCCUUUUUAUGACUUAUCUGAUCAACACACAUCUACUUUAAUGAAGUGACAUGUUUUCUUGUCUUUCCUAUUUUGAAGUAAGAGAAAUAGUCAUUAUCCCCACUGGAAACAUGAAAUCUUCACUUGGUUAUUAAAAGCUUAUCGACACUGAGAUCAAGACAGGAAAACCUUGACUACACUUUAAAAUUUCUAUUUAUUUCAUAAGAAAUGUUGAAGCUGUUUUUUUUUUUUUUUGGCACAGGUGAUGUUCAGCAAAAAAUGUGUUUUACUGAGGGAUUUUUUUUAUUAUUAUUACUAUUAUUUAUCCGCAGAAUAAGAAGUUCAAAUGCUUUCUUGUCUUUCUCAUUUGGAAGAGUGGCUAAAAAAAAAAUUAGGCCUCUGUAUCAUAAUUUGACCAAUGGAAAAUGUUUCUGGAUGCACAGAUAAGGGGAAAAAAAAAAAAAACAUUAAAAAGUUCUAAUCGUUUUUUAGUAGAUUUUGCUGUGAUAAGAUUAAUAUUCUGUUCUACACAUCUUUAACAGAGGGCCCAAUAACUGUAUUUUACAGGCAUAGCAGAUUAAAACCCUGGUUUAGCUUGUAUUCAGUUGAAAUAAAUCCUCCUUCGUUGUAAAGACACCAAAUACGCCACCAUCUGACUUGCAUCCAGAAAUCUACCGACGCCAAACGUCCCCUCCCCCCGAUUCUGUGCAUUUGUUUACCAAUGGAAGUGUUGAUCACGGGGUCCUCAGCUUUUAUAUGAUGUAUCUGAAUGUUAUUGAGCACUGUUAUUUAAUUCCUGUCUCCACUGUAUGUAAAUAUAUUCAAAUAAGAAGAGGUGCAUAUAUGAAUCAUUAAGAUCCAACCUACGGUACUGUAUCACCGACGACGUGAUGAGAAUUCAGAUACUUUUGUUCAAUAAAAAAUUUUUGACAGACA